CCGGCUGUACCUCCCUCCGUCCCGCAGCUGCCCUGCACACGGGCUCCACGGCUUUGGAAGUUCUUUCCGGGCACUGAGUAAACCGAAAGGGGAGUUUUGUUGGUAAUACGCCUGUGCUGAUGGUCUUGGUUUUAAGAGUCUCGUCUUCUUGUAACUGGUAGAUUCACUUUCUGAAGCUAUUAAUUAAUACCGUGUGACGUGUGGGAUCUGCAGAAUAGCCCUGUCCUCCUGAGGCCGCUACUUUUCAGUGGGUUGCCGCUUUCUAGAGAUGAAGUACUAGAGUUGAGAUAUUAAUGACUGUGUGAGAAUCCCUUUUCCUCAGUAAGAACAGCCGAGGGUAUACUUCCCAAGAAAAGACAAGUGCCCGAAGAUCUGCAGCAAGAGCAAGCUGAAGCCUUGCAGCCAGGGCAAUAAGACAAAGCAGCUAUGCCUGUUCAGUUGCUGAAAAUCAUUAAAGGACAAUCUGAGAUUCCACUACCAAGCCAUUUGCAGAAGGAGAAUUUGCAACAUUUGCAAGAAGGCCGUGAUCACGCCAACAAAUACAUUCAGGGAAUAGUUACUCUUUCCUAUCCAUUAACAAAACUCAGAGAUGGAACAGACUUUUUCAAGAUUGUUCUUCAAGAUUCGGAUGACUUGUGUUCCCAGAUCAACAGCAUCAGUGUUUUAAUAUAUGGAAAAAUGGCAGAGGAUUGUGCAAAAAUUAUACACCAUGGGGAAGCCAUGAUAGUUGCAGGAUUUAAGGUGAUAAAAUUGCCUACAGCGAGAGAGGAUGGUAGACAUGAGUGUCACCUGGAAGUGUCUGAAGAUGCUGGAUCAUCCAUUUAUAUUUGCAUUAAACCAGGAACAACUGCUGCUUCAGAAACUGCAUCUGUGUCUGUUGCUCCAAAAUAUGUUUAUACUCCCCUCAAUCAUCUAAAAGAUGGAACUAUAGUGAACUUGUAUGGCGUUGUGAAAUUCUUCAAGCCUCCAUAUAUUAGCAAAGGAACUGAUUAUUGCUCAGUUGUAACACUGGUGGACCCAUCAAAUGUGAAGUUAACAUGCAGUCUUUUUAAUGGAAACGUAGAUUUUCUACCAAAAAUUUACAAAGUUGGAGAUAUUGUUCGAUUUCAUAGAAUAAAGAUCAGGGAAUACAAUGGACAGAUGCAGGGAAUUACCAGUGGGGGAUUUGCAUCCUUAACAUUUGAUGGAACUGUAGGAGCUCCAGUAGUUCCUCGAGCUUCUAGCAGAGACUACACUUUCUUGGAUGAAGAACGGAAAACAAUAGAAGAAUUACGUAUUUGGGCAGCCACUAAUAUUUCCGUCUCUGGACCAGCAACAAAAUUGUCUGGUGUUGAGCCAAUGCUGUUCUUUGAUCUUACGUGCCAGCUGGUAGGAAAAGCAAAAGUGGAUGGAUCUUCUUUUCUUCUAAAGGUUUGGGAUGGCACUAAAUGUCCCUACCCCACAUGGAAGGUGCCUGUGGAAGCAAAAGACCUGGAAGGGGAAAAAGUUCUUCUUCAUCAGCUGAGAAAUCUAGCAGUGGACAUUCUAGUCUAUGAUAAUCAUGUACACCUGGCAGAAUCACUUAAGAUUGGAAGUUUUCUGAGAAUUUACAGUAUUCAUACGAAACAAGCAAGUGCUGACAAUGAAGAUGUCUCACAUAUAGAAUUUCAUCUUCAUGGUGGCACUUGUUAUGGUCGAGGAAUAGGAGUCUUGCCAGAAAGUAACCCAGAUGUUAAGGAGCUAAAAGCGUUUUUAGAAUCUCUGGAACUGACAGACAGUCAGGAUAUGGAAAGCAUGUGUUCAAUGGACGUGGACAGCACUUUUGGCAAUGUUACAGAUCUUGAAUUGCACUUGCAGAGAUGUCAGCAGCUAUCUGUUACAGUAUUAACAGAUCAUCAGGAUUUGAGUAACACAGAACUGAAAACCAUAACAAACAGCACAGCACCUCAACAGUAUCGCAUUAGAGCAAAGCUGAGAACUUACAAACCUCAAAAGCUCCAUCAGUCUGUUAAACUUCAUUGUUCCAAAUGCAACUCUUUGCAAGAAGUUCCAGAUAGAGAUGACUUUGACUCCAUUUUACGUGGCUCUGCCAGUACUGCCCCAAACCCAGAAUUACACAAUACAUCCUGGUAUGAAUCUGUAACAUGGACUACACAAGACCAGAAGCAGAGGGAAAUAACCAUCCAUUUUGUGAAGCAUGAUGAAAUGCUUCAACAUCCUGAAGACACCUUGCUUAUGAUAGAAGGUGGAACUCUGAAAGAAAUCUGGAAGCUUUCAAAAAGAUUUAAGUGUGUUAUUCCUGUGAGAUCCACAGAAGAUGAUCUUGAAUUAUUAGAUCUUUCAGCUCCUUUUCUUCUACAAGGGAAUGUAAAAUAUUAUGGGUGCAAGCAGUGUUCAACUCCAAAGCCUAUGAAGAAUCUAAGUUCCAUUGCAGCAGAACAGCAACCAUCAUGGGAACCAACUGAAAUUGCACAAGUUUUAGGUAUUGAACUGCUCCAGUAUGUUUUUAUUAUGAAGUUUACACUGGUUGAUGAAACAGGAGCACUAAAUGCAUACCUUUUUGAUUAUGAGAAGUUUUUCCAAAUUCCUGCCUCUGAAAUCUUAACUAGUAAUUUUCUUCAGCAAAAGAUGCAGAUGACCAUGAAUACACUCUGCCCUCCAGGAAGAAAACUAGGUGACUUGCCGUGGCUGGAGUGCUUCAUCAGGUCCUAUAAUGUCAGAGACGCAAUGAAAAAUCAAGUUUAUUACCAAAUUUUUGACACUACAGUUGCUGAAGAUGUUGUAUAGUCAUGUGUUGCUAAUUGGAAGUAAUCCAGUAAGAAUCAGUUUCUGGGGGUGGGGGCUGGGAUCAGAGAUUGUAUUAAAAAAAAAAAAAUCAUUGUUCCUUUCUUAGGAAUUUAACCUGUUUUUAUGAACUUUUAGGUUAUGUAUGAAUGGAAAUGGGAAUUAUACUCUGAUAUGUUUGCUUUUUUCCUGGCACACGACUUCGUGAUCUAAGGCCAGGUCGAGGUUCUAAGCUUCUCUCACUGGAAGCUGCUUGGCUUAGGCUGAUGGAAACAAUCUACUUUCCAUCUGUCCUUCAUAAAGGCAGUGAUGAGGUUACUCUAAUUUUGUGAAUUUUACUCAGAAAAAUGUAGUCAUUGUGUGUUCAUUUUUGUAUUAAAUUGUUGUAUUUUUGUAUUAAAUUAUGUCAACAGAGGCAGAGAGAAAGAGAUCUUCGGUAAACUCAGACUACUUUGUACAAGCCAAUAUUACUGUUCUCAGUUUGACAGGGAGGUUGGUUUUUGGAGACUUCUUUCAUUUUGUACUGAUUUGUACAUUUAGACAAACUCCUCCCAUUAGUGACACUCAAGUAACUGCUUCAUGUACCAGUUACUGCAGAUCCUGAUGGGGUUGUGAACAUGGCCAUGUAGUGAUUACCACGAAAAUUAAAGUCAAGCCAUGAAAGUAAACUAGUGUAAAAUUGUAAAAUGAAUAUUGACCUUUAGUAAUGAUUCUGAGGUGGCCAGGUUGGGUACCAAAGUUGUUUGCGUGUUUAUUAGCUGGGUCUGUGUUUUCAAAGGCUCGAUCUGCCUUUUCCAUCUUAUAUAAUCAGAUUGUGUGCCUAAAUUUAGAGAUACAAAACUGAUCUGGUGCUAUCAUGGACUGAAAAUUCUGCUGACUAGAAAACUGUAUGGUGGUUUUACUUCGCAUUCAGAAGUCUCUAGGACAAGUUCAGAACAUGUUUCUCUAAGGAUAAUUAAUGUAGAAAUCCCUGUCAAAUCGAAUGUUUUCCAUCAGAACAAAAUCAGUAUUUACAGCAGAUUUUUUAAAGAAUUUCAGAAGCAAGAUGGGAUAUUUGUAAGUAGAUUAUUGUUUUGAUAGUAGAUGACAAUUUUUUUUUUCCAUUUUUGAGGGCCAUUUAAUAGAUUAUGCAAUUUGUCUUAAAAUUUCAUCAAAUAUCCUCCGGUAAUUUUCUUGUACUGUAAAUUAUACUGUGUUUAAAUGUCAUAAGCCAGGAUAUUGUUCUUUGUUGAUUGGUGUAUAGGGGCAGCCAGUAUUAAAAGUGGUGAGUGUAUAUUUCCUUUAAAAAUUUCUAAAAAAUAUAAAUAUUUUGGAAUC
Molecule: messenger RNA, 4080 nt
Organism: Pseudopodoces humilis (Tibetan ground-tit)
Lineage: Eukaryota; Metazoa; Chordata; Aves; Passeriformes; Paridae
Gene: POT1
Product: protection of telomeres 1
Biological process (GO): regulation of telomere maintenance via telomerase; telomere capping
Cellular component (GO): nuclear telomere cap complex; chromosome, telomeric region
Molecular function (GO): G-rich strand telomeric DNA binding; telomerase inhibitor activity
Source: RefSeq, a predicted model, not a curated record